UUAUUAUUAUUAUUAUUAUUAUUAUGGGGAGUCCUGUUUUCUGCUAACAAUGCCUGUAGUACCGGGGUCGGCCUUGAACUCCCAUGGCUUGAAUAAGAGGGGGCAGUAGUUCUCCCCUGGUGAGGACAUAAACUUGAUUUGUAAACAAGAGAGUUUGCAUUAUUGAGGAGCAAGCUCACACUAUGCCAACGUUACUAUAUUUGACCUGAAGAGGGCACUGUUAACCACUAACCAGUCUUCUCAGUUCCAAGCAAGUCAACAUGUUGUGCUGUAAAGUGGUUUGGUUUCAAAGGGCUAUUUGGGUCCCUUCAAUUAAAUAUAGGUAAACAUGUAGUAGUUGUUCUAACAGCCUUGCCUAAAAAGGACCCAACUGCAACUAUAAGGCAAUGUGAGAUGGAGUGAAAGGUUGCCAGAAGGUUUCAUCAAUGGUAACUUUACUUCCCACCAGCUACUAGUGUUAACAAGACCAUGCAAACCUUAACCUUGUGUGAGAUUUUUCCAUUUAGUCUUUGAAAAACAUAUUUAUUCUUUAGUAGACUAUAGGUUGAAAUGCUGUAUGUCAUCUGUGUCACACAUUCCUACAGAGACAGACUGGCCAUAGGGCAGUUCUGGCAAAUGCCAGAUGAGCUGGUCCAUCUGUAGCACAGUGGGCCUUUCUAAGUUGGUGUUUUUGCACAUAAGUAUCAUUAUUUGGCUAAUAAUGGGGCCUCUGGAGAAAAAAUGGGCCGGUGUGUUGGAAAUGCCCAAUUUCUGGUCCUAGUUGGUCCCUGCAUCUCAAUAUGAAAACUUCUGAAAGUAAUGUUUUUUUAAAUUCAUGAAUAGGCCUAUGCUUGUGAGGUUAAUUUAGUUGUUUGGACUAUGAUGAGAGAAUGCAGUCCUACUGGUUAGGUUCUUUAACCAGGUUAUUUCCUGGUUAUUUCCCAGCAAUGGGGAUAACACUCUAUUGUCUGCUUUGCAUGCCCAGAUGCUGCUGCCAGAUUCACUGGCAAGACUGCAUUCUUAGAACAUAGAGAGGACUGAAAAACCAUUUCACCUUCUAUAAGCAGGUAAACUUAUUAAAUACCAAAAAAAAAAAAAAAAAGUGCACACCAAGGGCACAUUUCACAGAUCAAGCCCACUUCUGGACUAAAAAUCAUGCUAAUUGAAAGUGCUUUCAGUGCAGGACUAGGCUUGUUUUUAAUAGACGGCAACUAGCAGGACAUAGAUGUUUAAGUCAUGUUCGAUCCUACAUUUUCCAUCCUCUACAGUAGUCAAUCAAACAUCAUCAGAUCAUCUUUGAGAUUAUUGUUGAUUGUCAAAUAAAGGUCCCUCCACUGUAGUUGCUCCUCCUCCUUGUCUCGCUGCAUUACUUGAAUUUCUCUUAGAAAAAGAAGGGGAAGUGCACUGUGAUGCACAAGGAAAUAAACCAGCCUGUUUAAGUGAGUUCUCAGUACAGUACAAGGUGUACCAGUAUAAAAGCUGUAGCUGUACAUUGCUCCUUUACACUACUGGACAACAUGAGGACCCUGCUACUUACAACCGUGCUGCUGGUGCUGCUCUGUAGCACUCAAGUGCUCACACUCAGGUGCUACACCUGUGAUGAGGCUGAUGCUGACUGCAAGCAAGAGACAGAAUGUCCACCAUCGAGCAUGUACUGCAGAACUGUGGUGACUGCGGACACAGUGACUCGUACCUGUGAGGAGAUAUGUGCCUCGGGUGUCAACGUCUAUUGUUGCCAGGGAGACCUGUGUGAGAACUGACAUGAUCCAUGUUUAGAUACAGUAGAAUGUUGUGGGGGAAAUACGUUAGAAUAUGGGAAUACAUUAUAACCUUUUAAUGAAUUACAUUUACAUUUUAGCCAUUUAGCAGACGCUCUUAUCCAGAGCGACUUACAGUUAGUGCAUUCAUCUUAAGAUAGCUAGGUGAGACAACCACAUAUGACAGUAAUAACUUAUUUAUUGUGGAAAAAUACUUAUCAACAAAGUCAAUGCUAUUAUUUGAGAUAAUCUUAACAAAGACAAAACCUUAUACUUUCUGUCAUGCAAAAAAAUCUAUCCAUAUUUUGGGGUACAGCAAGCCCUUUGAACGAUUCAACUGUUUCUGCUGUCCUUCAAUGGCUUGACUUAAUGCCAUAAAACUAUGAUAUUCACAGACAUGGAGGUUUUACAGUAAUGAGGAUUUCCAAUGCCUGAGCUGUGAUGCUGGUGUGUCACUUUUAUAAAUUAAUACUAAGAGGCGCCCUAGCCAGGCAGCUAGUGUAGCCUCUCCUAAUCUCCUCUCUCUCCUGAUGCUUCUGAGUGGGUCAUGCUGGCUCAUGGCCUCCUGCUGGGAUGUGGGUCGCCAGACGAUGACAAUGCCUGCCUGUCGUAGCCGUAUGCAUCUGGGCAGGAAGGAUUAUCUAAAUCCCUCCAAUGCGGGGGAGUUAUGGAGAACCUGUACCACUCACCUGGCAACUCAACUCCACUCUCCCUCCUGAAAAAAGUGCUUGAUCAUGGUGUAGUUUGCUUUAUUUUUGAGAGAUUAAAAACAAAGAAAAUAAAA
Messenger RNA from Coregonus clupeaformis (lake whitefish), 2520 nucleotides. RefSeq names its product short neurotoxin 7. The transcript is spliced from 3 exons. The record is from RefSeq and is a predicted model, not a curated record. NCBI's taxonomy places the organism in Eukaryota, Metazoa, Chordata, Actinopteri, Salmoniformes, Salmonidae. The coding region runs from base 1497 to 1739 and encodes 80 amino acids.